GGGGCGUAGGAUCCAAUGCAUCUUUUAAAAUAAAACUCUUUAACUUCUUCUCCCUCUCCCUCUUUAUAACCCUAUACUAUACACAUUCAUUCAACUCUCUCAAAAAAAGUAACAUCCAAAGAAGCUAUAAGAGAAAAUCACCAAACAAAGAAGGAAAAAAAAAUAUUAUGAUAUAACUAACCACCAACAAUACAGUACUCUCUUUUAUGUUCAUUAACUUUUCUUCAUUCCCACCUUCUUAUUCUUAGCUUCUUCAUAUAGCUAUAACUAGCUUCAUAUUUACUCAAUUUCCUCCAAGAAACAUAUAUCUUCUUCUCAAUCAAAACAUGAGAGAUUGAAAAAAAAGAAGAGAAAAUUGAGGGUUUUAUUAUUAUUAUUAUGAAGAUGGGAAAUCUGGAAAUUAGUGUUGCAUGUUCCAAGCCUUCUUCUUCUUCUCAUCAUAACAACAAUAAUAUUAUUGACAAAGAGAUCAAAGAAGAAGAAGGAGGCUACCUCGAGGGUAUAAUAGUACUUUCCAAGCAACGAGACCAAGAAUCAAGAAAGGAGCAAGAAGAAGAAGAAGAAAUUGAUGAUGAUGAUGAUGGAUUCAAGACUCCAACAUCAAUGGAUCAAAGAAUCCCAGUAGAAUCAAAGCAAUGCCCACCAGCACCAAGAAAACCAAAGCCGCCGUUGUUAUCUCUCAAGAGAAAACCGCCGUCAUCGUCGCCGUCGUGCUGCAUCGUCAGCUGCAGAUACCACCCACUUGAUCUCUCCAGAGAAGUUGAAUUAUUGUUUCAGAGAACAACACCACAACAAAAGCAUCAUCAGCUUCUUUCUUCAGACCAAAUAAUAAUCAGCAAGAAAAUUCGAAGGGAAUGAUAUAAUAUUAAUAUUAAUAAUAAUAUUAAUAUAUAAUCUAUGGUGAAAAGCAAGCAUGUUUUCUUCCACAUUUGUGUGGUUUGAUGAGGUUUCCUCUCUGUAGUGUGUCAUGUAAUGGGUGCAAUGCGAUGAACUUGAUUCUCAGCUUCACCAUAACUUUGGUUAGUUUUCUUUCUUUUUCUUAAUUUUUUUUUUUUAGU
Messenger RNA from Arachis ipaensis, 1058 nucleotides. The record is from RefSeq and is a predicted model, not a curated record. Lineage: Eukaryota; Viridiplantae; Streptophyta; Magnoliopsida; Fabales; Fabaceae.